UAGUCCAAAUUAGAAUUAAAUUUACAUAGAAAUAAUUUUUAUGUAAAAUACAGAAACAAAGAAAUCUUAUAUCGUGUGGAAUUAGUAACAAAUCAUUAAUGGUAGAAGUUAAGAGAACAAGUUGCUUAAAUAAAUUAAACGCUCAAUUUUCGUAUAAUGUUUAAUCCUGCAGAAUCAUGAGGUUAAUUCGAGUGUUAAUUUGUUCUUAAGGUUUGUGCUAAAAUUAUUCGGAAAGGCGAAUUAAUGGAUAAUAUAGAGAAAAAUGAUAUUAUAGUAGUUUGAACUCAAAACUCAAUUACCCCUUUAAGGCGAAGGAGAGAAGGAUAACGGUGCAAGUGUGAAUGAGUUGCUCACCGAAAGAGGAAUUUUGGCUGUCAUUUUCCUGCCCACAGAUUCAUUUUCUAAACCUUAUAACCUGAUUAACGCCUCAUUAAAUUAAGAGACCCGUUGUUUUAACCAAUUAGAUUCCUUUUCUUUUUUUCUUAAGGAAUGUUAUGUUAUCGCCAAUACAAUAUUUCUUUUCUUUCUAGUGUUGUUUGUGCCCAAACUAGGAAACUUUUUAACAUUCCACAGCUUCUUUUAUUUGUUUGGUUACUCCACUAUUUUAUAUCCUUUCAUCUUCUUACAUUCAUCUACUCUGACACAUAGGAAGUCCUUUCAAUAAGUUAAAGAGUUCUCUGCACGUCAUGGGAAAAUCAGCUUUGUCUCUUCCCCUCCUCAUUCUUGGUCUUUUAUUCAUACUGCUGCCGUCCAUCAAUUCAGGAGGAAUUGUGAAGCUGCCUAAUGCAGAGGAGAAAACCUGGUGUGUGGCAAAGCCAUCAUCAAGUGAAGCAGAAUUGGUGGCGAAUAUAAAUUUUGCGUGCGAUCAAUUGAAUGAUUGCAAGCUAAUUCAACCAAAUGGCACUUGUUACUAUCCCAGCAAUUAUAUUAACCAUGCUUCAGUGGUUAUGAACCUUUACUACCAGUCCAAGGGCAGAAACACAUGGAACUGUGAUUUCAAGAAUUCUGGUCUUAUCUCUAAGAAGGAUCCAAGUAUAACACACCAUCUCAUUGACAAAUGCUAUGGUUGCUGCAGCUAUCUUUAAUGGGUUUGCAAUACAAGGUGUUUGAGAGGCUUUUGAAGGGUUCAGUAUAGUUAAUAACAAAUGGUGGUGCAAUCCUUAAGCAUUUCUAUAAUUUCUUUGUCUGUUAGCAGCUAUGUUGAAUAUAAGAUAUUUUACUUUUGAAUCUUUUUGUGGAUUGAUUAUUUGAUCUUGAAGUUAAAAGACAAUUUGAGAGCUA
Molecule: messenger RNA, 1281 nt
Organism: Ricinus communis (castor bean)
Lineage: Eukaryota; Viridiplantae; Streptophyta; Magnoliopsida; Malpighiales; Euphorbiaceae
Product: major pollen allergen Ole e 10
Exons: 4
Coding region: 687-1085 (132 amino acids)
Source: RefSeq, a predicted model, not a curated record